UGUUAGCAGCUUGCUGGUGAAGGAGGGCAGUACAGAGGGACUAACUCGUCUUUCUGGGGUGGAAGGCGCUUGGCCUGCUGCACCCAUGCACAAUUGCACAAGUGGAGCCCCGGCUUAUCACUUCCCUGAGAAGAAAAGCACAUUUCCAGUUUCCUGUGCCUAAGAGCGAGCGCCCAGCGCCCUUCACGCUGCUCAGACCCAGACUGCCUGUACACAGGAGACUCCUGGGGCCUGCAGAAGAGCUGAGACUUUGUUGCACGACAGAGAGGAAGUGAUUCCAGAAGACCAGCACCUGCAAACUGGAGGCAUCGAGCCCCUGAGCACACUCCGGACACCUCCAGGGGCCUUCGGUCAGGCCUUUUCUGACCAGGAGUCUCCUCACUACGAUCACCUGUCCUGCACAGAAAGACCUGGACUUCUAGAGAGAAAAUUGAAGCAGCCCUGCCACAAACCUCAGCGGAGGCAGAAAUCAGGUAGCCUUGACCUGGAAACACCAGUGCCAGUGUGAUCUCCACUGGAUGCCUCACAUCUUGAGGGCCUUACAGCAAUCCCAAGGCUAGAGCUCCUGGGUCAGCAGCUUAGCCCAUGCUCCGUGUGAAAGGUCCCCAGAGCAGGAAACACAGGAUGGGGCUUUGGAUGUGACAAGAGGAUCCCAAAAGCCACCUCCCCCAGGCCUGCCCGCUCCACACAGGAGGCUCCGGCUAGAUCCCACCAGAAUGGCCGAGGACUUUAGAGUCGAAGAGGAUGGUGUUGGCUGCCUGGACUCUGAGAGCCCGCCCCACCUCAGGGAGUACCUCACAGAAGCAUCAGCCGAACACGCUUCAUCCUCAGAGAGCACCGUGACGUCAAGUGACUCUGGGUCGGACAUUUCGCACAUGGCUUCUGGUGACCUUGACUGCAAGCCUCUCUGUGAGAAGAAGGAGCAAGCAGGACCAGCCUCUGCCAUGCCAGGCACCAGCCCAGCUCCUGAGAGCACUGCACAGCGAGGCCCCGGGUAUGAGGACAAGGCCGUGUCACACCUGGACACGGGGGAGGAAUCUGAAACAACAGGAGAUGGCGGGAAGGACAGCGCUACAGGAGAAACUGGGCUUUCCACAGCUCCCAAAGCGGCUGUGAGGCUAGCUACCUUACAGCAGAAUGAGAACACUCCAGCUAAUGAGAAGGAGGUGGAGGCAGAAUUUCUCAGGUUAUCUUUGGGGCUUAAGUGCGACUGGUUCACGCUGGAGAAGAGAGUGAAGCUUGAGGAAAGGUCCAGGGACCUGGCAGAAGAGAACCUGAAGAAGGAAAUCACCAACUGCUUAAAGCUCUUAGAGUCACUGACUCCCCUGUGUGAAGAGGACAACCAGGCUCAGGAAAUCAUCAAGAGACUGGAGAAGAGUAUCAUGGUUCUCAGCCAGUGCACGGCGCGCGUGGCCAGCCGGGCUGAGAUGCUGGGAGCCAUCAACCAGGAAAGCCGAGUGAGCAAAGCAGUGGAAGUGAUGAUUCAGCAUGUAGAGAACUUGAAGAGGAUGUACACCAAGGAGCACGCCGAGCUGGAGGAGCUGAAGCAGGCCCUGCUGCAGAACGAGAGGCCUUUCCCAUCCCUGCAGGACGAAGAUGACUGUCAGAUCAAAAAACGUUCUUCUUCUCUAAAUUCCAAGCCAUCUUCUCUUCGGAGAGUGACCAUUGCCUCUUUACCCAGAAAUCUUGGAAAUGUAGGGAUGAAGGUGCCUGGGAUGGAAAAUAGUGACAGAUUCAGCCGGCGGUCAAGCAGCUGGAGAAUUCUGGGCACAAAGCAGAGCGAGCACCGCCCCUCUCUACACCGGUUCAUUAGCACCUAUUCCUGGGCAGACGCUGAUGAUGAGAAACGGGAAGCCAAAGGCAGAGAUGCCCCCGAACAGCCAGAAGAAGAGGCAGUGGGGAGGGCCAGGAAGCCCAGCCUUUCUGACAGGAGCAUCCACCCAUCCUGGGGCAGCAGCACCGUCUGCAGCUCAGUGGCCUCCUGGGCAGCUCACCUGCAGGCGUCCUUCCCAAGGGCCAGCAGAGUGCUCUGGCUCUCCAUGGUCUUCAUCCUGCUGUGUGCAGCGCUGAUGAGCCUACUCACAGGCCCGUUCUUCCAGGCAGCCGUGGAGGCUGCACCCUCACAGGAAGGGGACACCUGGGUGUCUCUGGAGCAAGUCUUGUGGCCAUUUACUAGACUCAGGCACAACGGGCCUCCACCAGUAUGACUGCCCCACAGUUGACUGUCCCUUCUGGUUUUAGCAUUUCCCCCUGAGAUUUGUAAACUAAUAACUUUCUAGUGAUUGUGGUGCAAAACUAGGGUGCUCAGAGCAGCUGACAUCUUUUCAUUCCCCAACCGGAGCACAGGGAGGAAGUGCCACCAGGGAGGGGAGCCACCUGGGCUAUUUUAAUGAGUUUCCUGAGAGGGAAACACGAUUCUUUAUUGCAAUAUAUCAAAAUAAAGACCAUUCAGAUCUUUCUGCA
Molecule: messenger RNA, 2463 nt
Organism: Psammomys obesus (fat sand rat)
Lineage: Eukaryota; Metazoa; Chordata; Mammalia; Rodentia; Muridae
Gene: Irag2
Product: inositol 1,4,5-triphosphate receptor associated 2
Exons: 21
Coding region: 717-2207 (496 amino acids)
Cellular component (GO): endoplasmic reticulum membrane
Source: RefSeq, a predicted model, not a curated record